AUGACAAAGUUAAAUUAUAGAUUAGACAAGGAUGCCUGUUGUGAAACAAAGGUUUCAUUCCUGCCUAAAAGUGUGAAAGGGGAGACAGCCAAUGGACUCCACAGCAAGGUUGACGAUAGUGAGCACGAUAUCGGUGAAGACCCUUACUGUGGUGUUGGCUCCUGCAGGCCGGCUUUUGCGCAGAGAUUCAAAACCAUCUCCUGGUUCACCACCGUCUGCAGUGCUUCUUCACUGGUCACAUCUUCGCUGAAUGUCUACAUCAAUUCUCAAAUCACCAGUCUGGAGAAGCACUUUAACAUCAGCAGCUCUACCAGUGGCUUCCUGCUGUCCUGCAACGAUCUAGGAUUCCUGCUGACCACUUUACUGUUCAGCUACUACGUCAGGAGAAUACACAUCCCCCGUGCUCUCAGCUACACCACCAUGUUGUACGGUGCCGCUGGCUUGUUGUGUACUGUGGCUUUCCUGGGCAGUAAGGAUCAGAUUCCCAGUCCCCCAAAGGAAAGUGAUGACGUCACGGAAGAUUCCAACACACAUUUCAUUCAGCUAUGCUCAAAUGAGACCCUACCCACCACGGACUCAUGUGAGAACACUACAGCUCCGGCUAAGAGAUUGUUCCUGAUAUCAGACAGCUGGAAGAACAUUGCCAUCUUCAUCAUAGCUCUGGGUAUGGUGCUUCAAGGGAUGGCUAAGGCACCACGGACCCCUUUCACUACAACCUACAUCGAUGACAAUGUUCCGAGAACAAAGACAGCCUUGUACCUGGGUUUUGUCACGGGAAUCGGGAUAUUUGGACCUUCUAUUUCCUUUGCUCUUGGCGGCGUCUUCAGCAGUAUCUACGUCACUCUGGAGGUUACCAGCAUGUCACCCCGCGAUCCCAGAUGGAUCGGAGCCUGGUGGAUCGGUUUUCUCUUAUUUGGAACACUGGGUCUCAUCAUCGCUGUACCACUGCUAUUCUUUCCUAAGCACAUGCGCAAGCAGAAUCGUUGGGGUGUUGCUAAGGAAACGGCGAAGAAAGGUCUAAAUACAGGAACGAGAAUUUCCAAAGAUGUAAAAG
Messenger RNA from Candidula unifasciata, 1054 nucleotides. NCBI's taxonomy places the organism in Eukaryota, Metazoa, Mollusca, Gastropoda, Stylommatophora, Geomitridae. The record is from the annotation of a GenBank genome assembly.